This is a messenger RNA of Drosophila grimshawi, 1037 nucleotides long. RefSeq lists its product as uncharacterized. The coding region runs from base 141 to 512 and encodes 123 amino acids. The record is from RefSeq and is a predicted model, not a curated record. The transcript has 2 exons. NCBI's taxonomy places the organism in Eukaryota, Metazoa, Arthropoda, Insecta, Diptera, Drosophilidae.
ACUGCAUUAGACCAUUUUAAAUAAACCGUUCAUUGGUGAAGGUAGCGUCUAUUUUCACAUUGCGAUUAAUAUUCUCUUAAUACAGCGAGAAAGCAAAUAUUGUACAGUGAAAACAUAAGCUCCGCUAACAACUAAAUACAAUGACAUCCACCGAACUGAAAAUUGGCUUGACCGCCACCACCCGUCCAUCUAGCCGCGUCCUGCAACCACCUGGUGGGGGACACACCAACAUCUUUUCGGAACCAGAAGUAUCGGUGAAUGCACCGCGUCCCAAAUACAAUCAACAAAACUCUUCCAAUAUGAAUGCGUGCAUGGGUUCGACGGAUGCCAACAAGGUGGUCGAGAAGAUUCGUGAGGAGGUGGUUAACCAGAAGGAAGAACAAAAAGCAUCACCACCAGCACCCGUCAACUCGUCCAAAGAGACCAAUGGUGGUGGCAACAACAAGGUGACGACGAAUGAGUCACGUGGCCGAGUUCCACCCGGCGGUUACUCAUCCGGCGGCUUCUGGUAGAACCGGAGAGGAGGAGGCAGAGGCACAGACAGGGGAAGAUGAAGAUGGGCUGCCAAGCAUUUAAUGACACACACUCAUAAAAAAUAUGUAUACACACACUCACACCAAGACAUCCUCAAGCCCAUUUAACAUUUAUAAAUAUAAAUCGCUUAAUAUACACAAUUUAUCUAUACAUAGCAUAUACGACCAUAUUCAUAUUCCAAAUUGCCUACGAUGCAAAAUGUUAAAAUAAUUCAUUACUUUAUAUAACUAUCGCCCGCUAUCUGCUAUUUGGCAUUACGUGUUUGUUUUUGUUUUAAUAUUUGAAAACGUCUAACGCAAUUGUUUAAACUUUAAGUAACUUGCGAUUCCGCCCUAACUGGAGGAAAAAACAUCCCCAACAAAUGUACAAACCAUACAAUAAUGGAAGAUGCCCAAUUUUGUAUUUGUACUUCCAAUUGAUUUGUAAAAUGGUCUGUACAAUUUUUCCUACAUUUUCUAAUUACAUAUAUAUUAUUGCAAAAAAAUAAAUAAAAAUAAACUUAA